UUUCCAAACUUGGAUAAGGUGGAUAAGACGUUCAAAGCUCUGUUGGUGUGUGUCCAGGAUGGCACGGGUGGUGUUUCUCCAUCCGGAUUUGGGCAUAGGUGGAGCCGAGCGUCUGGUGGUCGAUGCUGCUGUCGCUCUGAAGUCUCGGGGGUGUAGCGUCCAGAUCUGGACGGCCCAUUACGACUCAACACACUGCUUCUCUGAGACCCUGGACCCAGACCUGCCUGUGGUAUGUGUGGGUGACUGGUUACCCACCAGUGUGUUUGGCUACCUGCACGCACUAUGUGCUUAUGUGAGGAUGAUCUAUGUUGCCCUCUACCUGGUCUUUCUCAGCGGGGUGGAGUAUGACGUUGUCUUCUGUGAUCAGGUAUCCGUGUGUAUCCCGGUGCUGAGACUGUCUCGUUAUAGAAAGAAGGUUUUGUUCUACUGUCACUUUCCUGACCAGCUGUUGACACAGAGGAAAUCAGCCCUGAAGAAGCUUUACCGUGCUCCCAUCGACUUGCUGGAGGAACGGACCACUGGUAUGGCUGAUAUGAUUCUGGUAAACAGCCAGUUCACCGCAGGCAUCUUCAGGGAGACCUUUCAUAGUCUAAGAGGACUCCAGACAGAUGUCCUCUAUCCCUCCCUCAACAUGCGUAGCUUUGACCAGCCAUCUACUGAAGCACAAGGCCUGGAAGGGCUGCUCCCUGAGGGAACCUCCUGCCUGUUUCUCUCUCUGAAUCGAUAUGAGCGAAAGAAGAAUCUGGGCCUGGCUCUGGAGGCUCUGGCAGCCCUGAGGAGCAGCCUCCCUCCAGGCCAAAGAGCGGGCAUUCACCUGGUGGUGGCGGGGGGCUAUGAUGACCGCGUAACUGAGAAUGUUGAACAUUAUGCUGAACUGAAAGAGCUAACAGCGCAGCUCCACUUGGACGACUGUGUCACUUUCCUGCGUUCCCCCUCUGAUUCACUAAAGGUGGCACUGCUGCGGGACAGCGCCGCGGUGCUGUACACCCCGAGCAGAGAGCAUUUUGGGAUAGUUCCCGUAGAGGCCAUGUACUCCUGCUGUCCUGUUAUCGCAGUGAACUCCGGGGGCCCCCUGGAGAGCGUGGCAGAUGGGGAGACGGGGUUUCUAUGCGAGCCCACGGCGGAGGCCUUCUCUAAGGCAAUGGAGAGGCUUGUCAGGGAACCGCAGCUCCGCAGGGACAUGGGGCAAGCUGGGAGGAGGAGGGUACAAGAUAAGUUCUCUCUUCAGGCCUUCUCAGACCAGCUGUAUGGGUACAUUGUCAGGCUGAGCCAGUGAUAUGGAAACAGGGUAAAAGCAGAAGACAGCCAGAGGAAUAGCAGGAACUACAUUUUCUUACUGAACUAUGAAACUGAUGGUGGAUGGGGGUCUGCAGAGUGGAAGUCUUCUAUCAGAGAAUGUAUGUGUAUAUGUGCAGAGAGGUGUGGGUGGAGGGGCGGGGGGGGGGGACUUAAGAGGACAAUUAAUCAGCAUUCCCCUGGAGGGGUUGCUGAGAGGAAAAACAGGACGGAAUUUCUAUACCAAUUAAGAAAAGAGUAACGAGUUUACCUACCCUAUCUCUGAAAAAAUACCACCCCUGCAAGUGUGUGUGUGUGCGUGUAAGCGUGCGUGUGUAGCAGCACAGCAACCAAGAUCCUAGCAAAUGAGCAUACCAAAAGGAUUGAUUGUUAGAAUGAAAUGUUUUGCACUGUGUAUGUUUUUCCUGUCCUCUCUACAGUAGUCUUUGUCUUUGUGUGUUUGAGGCUGAAGAAGAAGAAUGUAGUUACCACCAUGUCCCAUCAGGCAGUGCACAGUCCCAGAUCGAUAAACAGGAUGCUUUCCACUACUUCCUGUCCGCUCAGAGCUUUGUUCCCCUUCUAGCAUUCAGAAGACGCUGGCCUGUCCAUGACUCUUGCUGCCGCGUGGAGGUUAUUAGCAGAUGAUAGAGAGUGUUUGGCUUCAUUAGAAGGUCUGGCUGAUGGGCAGUGUGCCUGUGUCUGGGUCAUUAUCAACAAGGAGAAUAGCUGAAGGUCAUUGUGUCUGCGUACUGGACUCCUCAGCCCUCCUACUGUAUAGAAAUGCUCUUAUUGACAUUCCUGAAGUCAUAAUAAACAAGAGGACACAUA
Messenger RNA from Scomber japonicus (chub mackerel), 2103 nucleotides. It is a transcript of the gene alg2, whose product is annotated as ALG2 alpha-1,3/1,6-mannosyltransferase. The transcript is spliced from 5 exons. Bases 59 to 1276 code for a protein of 405 amino acids. The record is from RefSeq and is a predicted model, not a curated record. Lineage: Eukaryota; Metazoa; Chordata; Actinopteri; Scombriformes; Scombridae. Gene Ontology annotation, molecular function: alpha-1,3-mannosyltransferase activity; GDP-Man:Man(1)GlcNAc(2)-PP-Dol alpha-1,3-mannosyltransferase activity.